Messenger RNA from Drosophila takahashii, 4994 nucleotides. Its product is annotated as aminopeptidase N. NCBI's taxonomy places the organism in Eukaryota, Metazoa, Arthropoda, Insecta, Diptera, Drosophilidae. Gene Ontology annotation, cellular component: cytoplasm. The record is from RefSeq and is a predicted model, not a curated record. Gene Ontology annotation, biological process: proteolysis; peptide catabolic process. Gene Ontology annotation, molecular function: peptide binding; metalloaminopeptidase activity; zinc ion binding.
UCUGGCAAAACCGAAAACAAGCCAAAGAAGACAACAUCUAGCCAACGAAAAGUAUUAAGAGGAGGCCAAACCCAAAAAAAAACCGAGGACCCAUGCAAAUUCUGGUGAAAUCUCUUCGCUGGAGCUGGAGUUUCAGCUAGUACACAGAUACAACUGGCAGAUAGAUUGCUUUGGGGAGCACAUUUCCUUGGUACUUUGGUACUGGGACGACAGUGGGACGAGACUGUUUGUUUAUUGCAUCCAUCGAGGAGAUCCCGAUCCCAAACCCGAAACCCCAUUCCACACGAUGCACGCCAUAGAUCGUCGGUUGCUGGUGGUGCAAUAGCAAUAGCAAUCGCCAGAUAAAUUCUAAUAAAUAGCCAGACAACAGAGAAUACUUGGCAUAAAAAUAAAUAAGAAUCGAGUGGAAGAACGCGGAACGAACAGCACACAGCGAACUCCGCACGCAUUGCCACAGAUUUUGGAAACUGGGAAUCUCGCAUUCAGUUUGAGGUGUCGAGUGCAUUGGCCAGACCGAUCGGGUCAUAAUCCCCACGGACCCCUCUGGACCACUUCUGGAUUUCUGAGGCAUCAUAGACGUAGGUCGCGGCCAAAAAGUGUUCCAAGGCAGGAGCAGAGGCAACCGGAGCGAGGUGUACACUUUUGGCACCAUGGAGGGCGGUUACGUCAACGAAGAGGAUUCUGACGCCAUAAUGGGUGUGGAAAGUCCAGCCAUCAUAUCCUAUACCAAUCCCAAACUGCAAAUACCAUUAAUGGCAUCUGCAAUCUAUGCGCCCACCACCACAUCAACAUCACCGACAGCCGGCACUCCGACUUCAGCCACCGCAGCCACAUCCCAAAAUGCAUCUGCUUCAUUAUCAUCACCAGCAGGUCCUUCUUCGUCGCCAGGAUCUGCCCCCGCGGGCGCAGGGGGAGGUCCUCUCCAAGGAUUCGUUGCCAAAUUGCGUAAUUUUAAAUUCCAGGACACGAAAAAUAUAAGAAAACGUUUCCAUUUCGAUUACAUUUCAAAGGACAGAUUUUUGGGAGGUCAGCUCAAGACCAAGAAUGGACAGAAAUACGUUUUCAAUGGACCUCCGUCGGGGGUUUAUGUUUCCAAAGCCUGCCUGAUCAUCGCCGCCUUCAUCACAGUUCUGGCCUUGCUUUUCACCAUUGUGAUUACCUAUUUUGUGACCAGACAGGGAUUCCCGCCCAAGGAGGCGACUCCCAGUUGCAUCACCAACGAUCAUCAUGAUGUUAAUGCGACGCCCAUCCAAACGGCAGGAUGGGUGAGCAUGAAUUCUCCGCCGCCCUUGGAUGGGGCCACGCCCACUCCAACGCCUACGCCCACUACCACAACAAGUAAAGCCACUACCACUACAGCAACCUUGGCCACGCCCACUUCAACGGAGGCGGACGAAAUAAAGUUGGUGGAUCCCAAAGUGGGUGAUAUACCAGUGGUGGUGACUCCCAUCGAGGAAAUCGAGGACAACACCACCAAGCCCACAAAUCGUCCACUCAAACUAUACGAAGGAUGGCGCCCACUUCACUAUAGCCUGAUAAUUGAACCCAGUGCGGAAACAUCAAGCAGCAAUGGCAGUUUGACCAUCGAGAUCGAGAGGGAUGUGACCAAGGUGACCAGCUGGGAGCCCAUUGUGCUGGAUGUGCACAAUGUCAGUAUCUCCAAUGUCCGGGUGAUUCGUGCCCUGCCAACUAAACCGGGCAGUGUCAACGAGGAGCAGGAGCUGGAAUUUGACAGCGACUAUGGAGAGGAUAAUGCCACCUUUGUGAUCGGUUUGGAUAAGGCUUUGGCGGGGGAAAACCAGCUGCGACUGAUGCUCAGUCUGGACUUCAUCAGCCAGGUGACGGACACUCUGCAGGGCGUCUACAAGACCAGCUAUACAAAUCCGGAUACCAAUAAAGAAGAAUGGAUGAUCAGCACUCAGUUCUCGCCCAUCGAUGCCCGUCGCGCCUUUCCCUGCUUCGAUCGUCCCGACAUGAAGGCCAACUUCUCAAUCAGCAUUGUGAGGAGCCUGCAGUACAAGAUGGCCCUCUCGAAUAUGCCCAAAUCCCACACCAGUCGCUAUCGCAAGGGUUAUGUGAGGGAUGACUUCUUGAUCACACCCAAGAUGCCCACAUAUCUGGUGGCUUUCAUAGUUUCUAAUAUGCAAGAUUCCCGAUUCGCGACAUUGGACAGUGAAAUGACGCCGCGAGUGGAGAUUUGGUCGCGACCGCCGUUCAUGGAUAUGACCCAUUAUGCCUAUAAGAUGGUGCGAAAGUUCCUGCCCUACUACGAGGAUUUCUUUGGCGUGAAGAACAAGCUGCCCAAGAUCGAUUUGGUUUCGGUGCCGGACUUUGGAUUCGCUGCCAUGGAAAACUGGGGACUGAUAACCUUCCGGGACUCGGCUCUCCUGGUGCCCGAGGAUCUGGAGCUGGCUUCCUCCUCGGAGCACAUGCAGUAUGUGGCCCAGAUUAUAGCCCACGAAUUGGCACAUCAGUGGUUUGGCAAUCUAGUGACCCCCAAGGGGUGGGAUGAUCUGUGGCUGAAGGAGGGCUUCGCCUGUUAUAUGAGCUAUAAGGCUUUGGAGCACUCGCACCCAGAGUUCCAGAUCAUGGACACUCUGACCAUGUUGGAGUUCAAGGAGUCCAUGGAGCACGAUGCGGAUAACACCUCGCAUUCCAUUUCCUUUGAUGUGAAGUCAACCAACGAUGUGAGGCGCAUCUUUGAUCCGAUUAGCUAUUCCAAGGGCACCAUCCUGCUGCGCAUGCUCAAUUCGAUUGUGGGCGAUGUGGCCUUCCGGGCGGCCACUCGGGAUUUGCUCAAGAAAUAUGCAUAUGGGAACAUGGAUAGGGACGACCUGUGGGCCAUACUCACCCAUCAUGGCCAUAAGGAGGGCACUUUGCCCCAGGAUCUGAGUGUCAAGCAGAUCAUGGACUCGUGGAUCACCCAGCCCGGCUAUCCGGUGGUCAAUGUGGAGCGACGUGGUGCGGAUCUGGUGCUCAGUCAGGAGCGCUACCUGCUGCCCUCCAAGAAUUCAGCGGAUCAGAGUAGUUGGUUCAUCCCAAUUACCUUUGAAACCGAUGAAUUGCACAAGGGUGACAAUAUACCUACCCACUGGAUGAGGAGUCAGGACGAGAACGAGCUCAUCAUCGGGAAUGUCUUCACGCACAACAGCAACAGCGAUAAUGUGAUCUAUCUGAAUCUCAACCGACAGGGUUACUAUCGGGUGAACUACGAUAUGACCUCUUGGCUGGCGUUGAAGAAGAACUUUAGCACCUUGCCCCGGAUCACAAGAGCCCAGUUGCUGGACGAUGCACUGCAUCUGUCGCAGGCGGAGUAUCUCACCUAUGACAUACCAUUGACCUUCCUGAUGGAGCUGUUUGAUGCCGUGGAUGAUGAGUUGCUUUGGAGUGCCGCCAAACCUGGUCUCAACUAUCUCAUUUACAAUCUGAAGAGGGAGCCUGCUUACGAGACCUUUAGGGCCUUCAUGAAGUUCAUUGUGCGUCCCGCCUUUGAUCAUUAUGGUCUGAACGAGCCGGAUAAUGAGUCCCAUUUGCAACUGAAACAUCGCGCUUUGGUGGCCUAUUUUGCCUGCAAAUUCAACUAUGAUCGCUGCACCCAAGUGGCGCAGGUGAAGUUCCGCGAAUGGAUGCGCGAUGCCAAAAAGAAUCCCAUAAAGCCAAAUCUGAAGUCUGUGAUUUACUGCACAUCUCUGGCCGAGGGUUCUUCACCGGAAUGGUAUUUCGCCUAUAAGCAAUACAAGACAACCACGAGUGCUUCGGAAAAGGAAGAGAUACUGACCUCGCUGGGCUGCACCACCAAACCCUGGCUGCUGUCCAAAUACCUCAAUAUGACCAUCAAUCCCACAUCGGGUAUAUUGAAACAGGAUGGAGCCUUGGCCUUCCGGGCAGUGGCCUCCAAUGCCAUUGGUCAUGAGAUAGCCUUUGAUUUUCUGCAGGGCAACAUCAAGGAGAUUGCUGAAUACUAUGGCGAUGGCUUCUCCACUCUGUCCGAGAUGAUCAAAUCAUUGACCAUCUACAUGAACAAGGACUAUCACAAGCACCAACUUCUGGACCUGGCCGCCACCUGUCGAAAACUGGGACUGAAGGCCGUGGAAUCUGCCAUCAACUUGGCCAUGGAGCAGGUCAACAAUAAUAUCUACUGGCGCAGCCAUUCUUACCACAGCCUGAAGAACUUCCUCGAAGGCAUCGUCAGCGAGUUCCAGAUCAACAUCUUCUAGAUGAUCAUCGCCGUAGGGAAUAGAGGGGAAAAUUCAAAUUGAUUUCAACCAAAAAAACAAAAACGCGAUUUAGUUACCAUUAUUUGUAUUCGUGCAAAGGCCUCAAAUUAAUUUAAUGAAACGAAUUAUUUGCGAAAAGUGAUAUAAACGUGUAAGUUAGGCAGCAUAAUUUAGGUAACCGAUUACUUUUUGCAAUUGUAUAUUUAUUUAUUUGUAAGACGCGCUUCUUCAGCUUCUUCGCAUUGCUCUGCAAGGUUCCUACUAAAAAUAGAAAGCGACCGGAAAACCCACAUAGUUCGAAUAAAACUCUCAUUCAUCAGUUUUAGUCCAAAACACCAAUAUAUAUCUGCCACAAAAUAUCUAAUGCUGCUUGUGUAAAAUCUAUAUUACCUAUACGUAUGAUUGUCAAGUACUUUAUGUUCGCACACCCUUAGAUCCUAAGUGAAUCAAUCUAGCACUAAGAGAACCAAAAAUCUAUUUUGUAGUCGAUCCAAUCAAGAUGUUUAGAAGGCCAUGGGAAGAAAGUAUAUGGAAGUUAGGCUUCGGGGUUAGGAAGAUAUUGAAACUGAGUGUCCUUAAUGCAUGGUUUAAAAUGUUUGCUAAAGCAAGGAUAGUACACACACAUACACACAAAUAUAUUUAUUAAUGUACGAGUACCUAUUAUGUAUUUUGUAAAGCCCAACACGGAAUUACUUGUAUCGCUGCUGCACAACCAUGUAAAUAAGUUUUAAAGCUUACACUAAACAUUUAAAUAAACUAUGUAUUUACGUAAUUUUA